UGAGAUUUUGGAAGAGCCAAGAUGUCUGGGGAACUAGAGCAGAUUCUCUUACAGCUCACGCAGCCUGACAAUGCGAUUAUUCAGCAGGCCACCGCCCAGCUGAAGCUGGCUUUUAAAGACCCAGCCAUCAUCCCAGCGUUGUGUGCUGUCAUGACUGGGUCCCAGAACACGCAGAUCCGCCAGUCAGCUGCAGUAAUGUUGCGGAUGAGAGUGAAGAAGCAUUGGAAGAAGAUUAGCCCUGAUCACAGAGAGAGUUUGAAAGCAGUGGUCCUGAAAGCCUUCCAGCAGGAGACAGAACACACAGUACGCCACUCCCUCUCGCAGCUCAGCGCAGUGAUGGUCAAACACGAGACGCCAGACCGCUGGCCUGCUCUAUUCACACUCCUCAACCAGUCCACCAAGAGCAACAACCCAAUGGACAGACAGGUGGGUCUACUCUUGCUCAGCAAAGUGGUGGAGUCCAAUCCGGAGCCCUUCAAGCCCCACUAUCGCCAACUGCUGCAGCUGUUUGGCACCGUGCUGCGAGACCUGGACAACCCCACAGCCAUGUACUACAGCAUCCUCACCCUCACCGCUAUGACUGCCUACACUGGCACAGAAGAGAUGAACCUAAUGCGCUCCCUCAUCCCAACACUGAUCAUUGCUCUCAGACACCUCAUCAAGGCAGACCAGGAUCAGGCCAGUGAGGCCAUGGAGGUGUUCGAUGAGCUGAUGGAGAGUGAGGUGUCCAUCAUGGUCCCACACAUCACUGAAAUUGUCCACUUCUGCUUGGAGGUCAGUGCAGACACUACACUGACUGACUCCCUGCGUGUGAAGGCUCUGUCCUGCAUUGCUUUUCUCAUUCGUCUCAAGAGCAAGACAGUGUUAAAGCAGAAGCUGCUCAAUCCCAUCCUGCAGACGGUGUUCCCCGUGCUUAGUGCAGCGCCACCACCUGGGGAGGAGGACCCUGAGGACGAGGAGAACAGCAAUGAGGACGACACUGACAACGAGAGUCCCAAACACUUUGCUGCUCAGGUUAUUGACACCAUGGCUCUUCACAUGCCCCCUGAGAAACUAUUCCACCAACUGAUGCCGCUGACUCAAGCAUGUCUGGCCAGUGAUAACCCCUAUGAGAGGAAAGCUGGCCUGAUGUGUCUGGCAGUGCUGGCCGAGGGCUGUGCCGACCACAUACGGACCAAGAUGCUGUCGUCCAUGUUGCAGACGGUGUGCCAGAGUCUGUCAGACAGUAACCAAGUGGUCCGCAGCGCCGGCCUCUUUGCCCUGGGACAGUUUUCUGAGCACCUGCAGCCUGAGGUCAGUAAGUAUUGUGCUGAGCUGAUGCCACUGUUGCUGGGCUACAUGUCUGCUCUGAACCAGGCCAAGAUCGGACACGUCACCAAGGCCUUCUACGCCCUGGAGAACUUCCUGGAAAACCUGGGUUCAGAGAUUGAGCCCUACCUGCCCACCCUGAUGGAGACCAUGUUGUCUGCCCUCAGCAACGCAGAGAACCUGAAGCUCAAAGAGCUGGCUGUCAGUGCUAUAGGAGCUAUAGCCAAUGCAGCCAAAGAGAAGCUAGUUCCUUACUUCCUGCCUGUCAUUGAGAGUCUGAAGGGCUUCCUCACUGACACCAGGGAUGAGAUGAGGUCUCUGCAGACACAGGCUCUGGAUACUCUGUCAGUGCUGGCCCGCACCAUAGGUAAAGAGGUGUUCAGCCCCCUGGCUGCAGAGUGUGUUCAGCUGGGACUCAAUCUCACCAACACUAUCGAUGACCCAGACCUGCGCCGCUGCACGUACAGCCUGUUUUCGGCUGUGUCCACAGUGAGUCCAGACUGUCUGAACCCACACCUCACUGCCAUCACCACCAUCAUGCUUCUGUCUCUCAAGUCCACAGAGGGAGUCACGGCUCACCUUGAGGAGGACAAGACGUUUGUCCUGCUGGAUGGCGAUGAUGAUGACGACGAGGCUCAGGGAGACACCAUUUUGGACGAGGAGGGGACUGACAACGUGGACCCAGACAUCGCCGGGUUCAGUGUAGAAAACGCCUACAUUGAUGAGAAGGAGGAUACCUGUGACGCCCUGGGAGAGAUUGCCUUCAACACCGGACUGCUAGCCUCUGCCAUCCCAGCGGAGACCUUCCAGCCCUAUCUCAACGAGCUUCUGCCGCUCAUCAUGAACAAGGCUAAGUUGUCGUACACAGUGGCCGACCGUUCAUUCUCCGUGGGCACGCUCGGAGAGAUCCUGCAAUCCCUCGUCAACGUAUCUGGGGGCAGGGCCUGUGCCGGCAAACUGUCCAAUCAGCUGCUGCCUGUCCUAGUGGCUGGGGUGAGAGACAGCGACAGUGAGGUUCGCAACAACAGCGUGUUCGCACUGGGAGCACUGGCCCAGGCUGCUGGACCCCUCGUCGCACGAGACUACCCCAUGAUGCUGUCCCUCUUCUCCAACCUGCUGUCUAAAGAACAGGAUAGGAGGGUGAUUGACAACCUGUGUGCUGCCCUCUGCAGGAUGAUCAUGAGCAACAUGGAGGGUGUCCCUCUGGAACAGGUGGUCCCUGCCCUCCUGGCUCACCUCCCUCUGAAGGAGGACAUGGAGGAGAAUAAGACUGUGUACAGCUGCUUGGCCAUGCUCUACUCUCAGAACCCUGCACUGGUCCUGAGUCAAAUUAAGCCAAUAGUAUCUGCUUCCAGCCACGUCCUGGGAACCAAUGAUCUUGACACAGAAACCCAGAACACCCUGGUCAUGCUGCUCCGAGACGUCGCUCAGCGUCACUCCAAGGAAUUCGAGGUCGCCAUGAAGUCACUUCCCGCUGAGCAGAAGAUGAAGCUGACAGGGGCCGUUAGCCAAUCCUAGCACACCACGUCAGCCAGCUAUUCCAUGCCAGUCAAAGCCAGCGAAUUGUAGGAUUUGUGUUACUACAUAUGACAAGUGGGACAGUAGUUGGAACACGUUCAAAUUGGGUAAACCUGCAAACUCCUGCACUUGAACCAUUCUACUAUUAGGAUUCUAUCAUUAUUCAGAGGUUCUGUUCCUAGUUCUCACUUUUUAAUUUAUAUUGUCUGUGCUUUUUAGAAGUUAUUAAUUUUUUGUGUGUUACUAGUAUGUGUUUGUUUACAUAAUGCAUAAGAACAGCCCUUAGCCAUGGUAUAUUGGCCAUAUACCACACCCCGCCGGACCAUAUUUCUUAAUUGUAGUACAGUAAAUAACAUUUUAUAGGUAUCAUAGGACAAUUCAGGCCACUUGGAGACAGAUGGCUACAAUGGCUUCACAUGUAAAUGCAGUGUAUAGUCAGCACCUGUUAGCAAUGCUUUCACAUACUGGACCAAACUGGCCCAAGAAUUACCAUUCAAAUGCUUGAAUGCUUUAGUCUACCUCCGUGGCUGCAUUGCAAUUGUAAUUGUUCAGU
Oncorhynchus kisutch (coho salmon) is the source of this 3379-nucleotide messenger RNA. Its product is annotated as importin-4. Gene Ontology annotation, biological process: protein import into nucleus. NCBI's taxonomy places the organism in Eukaryota, Metazoa, Chordata, Actinopteri, Salmoniformes, Salmonidae. Gene Ontology annotation, molecular function: small GTPase binding. The coding region runs from base 22 to 2826 and encodes 934 amino acids. The transcript is spliced from 25 exons. The record is from RefSeq and is a predicted model, not a curated record.